This is a messenger RNA of Quercus lobata, 879 nucleotides long. Its product is annotated as zinc finger BED domain-containing protein 6-like. The record is from RefSeq and is a predicted model, not a curated record. NCBI's taxonomy places the organism in Eukaryota, Viridiplantae, Streptophyta, Magnoliopsida, Fagales, Fagaceae. The coding region runs from base 1 to 879 and encodes 292 amino acids. The transcript has a single exon.
AUGGCUAUUGCAAGGUUCCUGUAUGACAAUUGCAUACCUUUUAAUGUAGUCAAUUCAGUGUACUACCAAAAGAUGAUUGAUGCUGUAGCUGCUGCUGGUCCGGGCUACAAAACUCCAUCUUAUCAUGCUGUACGGGUCCCUUUGUUGAGGGAUCAAAAGAAAGAGGUGCAGUUGUUGGUUGAGUCACAACGUAGGCAUUGGGCAGAAGUUGGAUGUACACUUAUGGUUGAUGGUUGGACAGAUACUAGACAUAGGUCAUUGAUUAAUUUCCUUGUCUAUUGUCCUAGGGGAAUGGUAUUUGUAAAAUCAAUUGAUGCCUCAGAUAUUGUGAAAAGUACUAGAAACUUAUAUAAAUUGUUUGAUGAAGUAGUUACAUGGGUUGGUCCAAAAAACAUAGUUCACAUGGUUACCGACAAUGCUUCCAAUUAUGUAUCUGCUGGUAAAUUGUUGUGUGAAAAGUAUAAGACCAUUAGUUGGUCUCCUUGCGCAGCACAUUGCCUGAAUCUUGUGUUGCAGGAUAUGGGAGACAUGCCUCAUGUGGAGAGACUUAAAAAACGUGCAUCCAAAGUUACAGUUUUUAUUUAUAAUCAUGUAGCUUUGAUUGCUUGGUUGAGGAAGAGACCUGGUUGGACAGAUAUUGUACGUGUAGGAGCAACAAGAUUUGCUACUACUUUUCUUUCAUUUGGAAGUGUUCAUGUGCAUAAGCAUGACUUGCAAGCCUUAGUGACUAGCAAGUUUUUUAUGGGCAAUAGAUUGGCAAGAGAGUCAAAGGCAAAAGAAGUAGUUUCUAUCAUUUUAGAUAAUUCUUUUUGGGAUGAUAUUAAUGUUCUUGUCAAGAUCAUUUCAUUGCCGCUCAUUCGUUUGUUACGUGAAAGUUAA